This is a messenger RNA of Adineta ricciae, 1053 nucleotides long. NCBI's taxonomy places the organism in Eukaryota, Metazoa, Rotifera, Eurotatoria, Adinetida, Adinetidae. The record is from the annotation of a GenBank genome assembly.
AUGCAGAUCGUCAAAGAACGUAUUGUUAGUCCUAGUCAAAUCGAUGAUGAGUACCUUUGCCCAAUAUGUUAUCACCUUCUCUGGAAACCGGUGGAAUGUCAAAACUGUCAACGAUUAUUUUGCAAAUCGUGUAUUGACGAAUGCUUACAGGAGAAGCCUGAUGCUUGUCCACUCUGUCGGCACUAUGUUGAGAAACGUUGUUCGCCAAUGUUCUACGCAUUACUAUCGAAAUUCAAAAUCGAAUGUGAAAACAAAAUCAAUGGUUGUGAACAAGUUUCAACGUACGAAACACUUGAAAGACAUCAAAAUGCCGAAUGUCAAUAUAAAAUGAAAACAUGCCGUGGUUGUGAAAAGAAUGUUUUAGAAAAAGAAUUUUUACAACACGAACGUUCCUGUGGCCAGGUCAAAAUCGAAUGUACACGUUGCAAGCGAGUUUAUAAACAAAAACAAAAGCAUGAACAAAUGGAAUGCUUGAUCAACAUGUUGGACACAAGUAACAAAAGAGGCGAACGUUUAGAAAGCAAAAUCGAACAUUUAGAACAGUACGUUCAAGAAUUAGAAACAACAUUGCACUUGUAUAUCGUCGGUGGAUUUGGUGGUGGUGUUGUGCAUGAUGUUUCGAUAGCAUCCUUGCCCACAUCAUGGGAUAUCAUCUAUGAUUUUAACUACGGUCAUGUGACAACAGUUGAUGAACUACGAGCAUUGCGAUCGCGAUGUAAAAAACAAAUUAUUGUUGGAGCUAUACAAGGAAAUUCAUCGAAUGUAUUGAGAAUAGCAGCGAUGGGACCAUCGGACAUCUUGCUAUUGGAUAGUCCAUUGAAUGAGCCGACAAAAUUCGGAAAUGUUAAUUGGUAUUUAACACCGAAUUAUUCAUUUGGAUUUGCACCAGCGUGUUCGACGAUAAAUUGUAAUUGUGCAGAUUAUAACGAGAGAGAAAAUUCCGAUAAUCGAUUAAGUUGGCACUUAAGUGGCGAUGGUGGUUAUCGAGCGGGUGUAUUCAAAGAUCUUGUUCAUAAUACAGAUUGGAGAAAGAUUAUCAUGGCAGAAAAAUAA